AUGAUGAAUGAAGAAAUCAUGGAUGAUGAAGUUGAUGUAUUGAUUAUUGGUGCUGGCGCUAGCGGUAUCGCUGGACUGCGACAAUUGAAAUCGACUACAAAUUUUAAAAUAAUAUGUUUUGAAGUUAGAUCUAAUUUAGGAGGAGUUUGGAAUUAUGAAUCAAAUCCAGGUGAGAUCAACUUAAAAUUCACACCAGAAGGUAAACCGAUCAUAAACGAAACCGAUCCAUCCAUAACACCGAUCUACAAAGGAUUAAGAACAAAUGUACCCAUCGAAUUAAUGACAUUUAAAGAUAUCCCAUUCAACUCAUCUUCAUCUUCAUCAUUUCCUCAUCAUAGUGAGAUUUUAGAUUAUUUAGAUGAUUCUGUUGAUCAAGAAUUAAAAGAAUUGAUUCGAUUUAAUACAAAUGUGAACCGAAUUCAAUAUAAUCCUAAUCAUUCAUCUGGUAAUCCUUCUAAACAUUGGAUGAUAGAAUAUACUAAAAUCGAUCAAGAUUCAAAAUCAAAUCCUUCUAUCAUUUAUGCUGAUUUCAUUUUAGCUGCAAAUGGGCAUAAUUCACAACCUUAUAUACCUUUUCUUGAAGGACUUUCAACUUUUCCAAAUCAAAUCACUCAUUCACUUUAUUAUCGUACACCAAAAGAUGAUAUCAUAAAAAGAUCAAAAACAAUUGCAGUGGUAGGAUUAGGUCCAUCAGGUUAUGAUAUCUUAAGAGAAAUAGCCAAUUUACCACCAGAAGAUCAACCAACCAAAUUAUAUUCAUUAUCAAAUCAUCCAUCAAGCAUAGGUUAUGAUUUCACAGAUCCAAACAGUCCAAAAUGGACUCAAAACAUACUUGCCAAACCAGGAUUGAAAUCCAUCCAGAAAUCAAGUUUAAUUCUAGAAGAUCUUUCUGAAAUUCAUUCAAUCGAUUUAUUAAUCUUUGCAACCGGUUAUCAUUAUUCUUAUGAUUUUUGUCAUCAAAAUGAUUCUCCUUGGUGUGAUUAUCCAAUCUUAAAUUAUCAAUUCAAAAGAAGAUUACAUAAUGUAGAUUCAUUACAAACCUUUUAUUUUCAUGAUCCAAGUUUUGCUUUCUUAGUUAUCAACACAUCUGUCAUCCCUUUUCCACUUGCUGAACAUCAAGCAAGAGCUAUUGCAUCAAGAUGGUCCAAGAAAUCAAAUUUUGAAUUAUUUCCAUUCAAGAAUGAAACAGAAGAAUCAAGUUCAGUUCAUGUUCUAAUCCCAAAAAAUCCCAGCUUGAUCUAA
Messenger RNA from Melampsora larici-populina 98AG31, 1242 nucleotides. RefSeq lists its product as uncharacterized. The record is from RefSeq and is a predicted model, not a curated record. The transcript is spliced from 7 exons. Gene Ontology annotation, molecular function: NADP binding; N,N-dimethylaniline monooxygenase activity; flavin adenine dinucleotide binding. The coding region runs from base 1 to 1242 and encodes 413 amino acids. Lineage: Eukaryota; Fungi; Basidiomycota; Pucciniomycetes; Pucciniales; Melampsoraceae.